GAGAUGAGAAACAACACAGGAAUAAUGUUAUUUGUCCUUCGAGGACUAACAGAUGAUCCACAAUUAAAGGUUUUGAUUUUCAUAUUUCUAUUUCUCACAUAUGUUUUGAGUAUAGUUGGGAAUCUAAUCAUAAUCAUCCUUACUUUGAUGGAUGCACAACUGAAAACACCAAUGUAUUUUUUCCUUCGAAACUUUUCCUAUUUAGAAGUGGCAUUCACAACUUCCUAUAUUCCCAGAUAUCUCUACAACUUGUCAACUGGAGACAAUACCAUUACCUAUAUUGCUUGCUUUGCCCAGAUAUUUUUUGUCAUCCUUCUUGGGGCAACCGAAUUUUUUCUUCUAGCCACCAUGUCCUAUGACCGUUAUGUGGCCAUUUGCAAACCUCUGCACUAUACAACUAUCAUGAGCAACAAAGUCUGUAAACAGCUCCUCCUGGGUUCUUGGCUGGCUGGGUUGAUGAUCAUCAUUCCACCAAUUAGUCUGGGCCUCCAAUUAGAAUUCUGUGACUACAAUGUUGUUGAUCAUUUUGGUUGUGAUGCAUUUCCCAUGUUAAAGAUUGCGUGCUCAGAUACACAAUUCAUAGAGAAGAUGGUUCUGAUCUUUGCUAUAUUGACACUCAUUAUCACCUUAUUCCUAGUUUUUUUAUCCUAUAUAAACAUUAUUCGGACAGUUCUGAGAUUCCCCUCAGUUCAACAAAGAAAAAAGGCUUUUUCCACUUGUUCUUCUCACAUGAUUGUUGUCUCCAUCACCUAUGGCAGCUGCAUAUUUAUUUAUAUCAAACCCUCUGCAAAGGAAGGAGUGACUUUGAACAAAGUAGUGACAGUGCUCACAACUUCAGUUGCUCCUGUUAUGAACCCCUUUAUUUAUGCCCUAAGAAACAAACAAGUGAUACAAGCUUUUAAGGAUUCAAUUAAAAGAUUUGUAUUCCUCUCAAAGCAAUAA
This is a messenger RNA of Gracilinanus agilis (Agile Gracile Mouse Opossum), 942 nucleotides long. Its product is annotated as olfactory receptor 6C2-like. The coding region runs from base 4 to 942 and encodes 312 amino acids. The transcript has a single exon. Gene Ontology annotation, cellular component: membrane. Gene Ontology annotation, biological process: G protein-coupled receptor signaling pathway. Gene Ontology annotation, molecular function: olfactory receptor activity; G protein-coupled receptor activity. The record is from RefSeq and is a predicted model, not a curated record. Lineage: Eukaryota; Metazoa; Chordata; Mammalia; Didelphimorphia; Didelphidae.